GUUACCGCAGUAUAAAAAUCACUCCGCAGCUGAAGGUACCGUGUCACUCAUCACUGCCAGAUUCCUUCCCUUGAGCUUGAAGCAACAGGCGACUGAAGAUGGUUUGGGAAGGUGGAAUUGAGCCUAAUGGCACGGAGGGAAAGAACUUCUACAUCCCCAUGUCCAACAGGACCGGGGUUGUUAGAAGUCCUUUUGAAUAUACACAAUAUUAUAUGGUGGAUCCAAUUAUAUACAAGCUCCUGGCUUUCUACAUGUUCUUCCUCAUCUGCACUGGAACUCCCAUCAACGCUCUCACAUUGUUCGUAACAGCUCAGAACAAGAAGCUCCGGCAACCUCUGAACUACAUCCUGGUCAACCUGGCCGUGGCUGGACUCAUCAUGUGCUGCUUCGGAUUCACCAUCACCAUCACAUCUGCUAUUAAUGGAUACUUCAUUCUUGGGCCCACUGCCUGCGCCGUCGAGGGAUUCAUGGCCACACUUGGAGGUGAAGUUGCUCUCUGGUCGCUGGUCGUCCUGGCUGUUGAGAGGUAUGUCGUCGUCUGCAAACCCAUGGGCAGCUUCAAGUUCACCGGAACCCACGCAGCAGUUGGAGUCGCUUUUACUUGGAUCAUGGCCUUCUCAUGUGCUGGCCCCCCACUAUUUGGCUGGUCCAGGUACCUUCCUGAGGGCAUGCAGUGCUCAUGUGGACCUGACUACUACACUCUGGCCCCAGGCUUCAACAAUGAGUCAUACGUCAUCUACAUGUUUGUUGUCCACUUCUUCAUCCCUGUCUUCCUCAUCUUCUUUGCUUAUGGAAGCCUUGUGCUCACAGUCAAAGCUGCAGCCGCCCAGCAGCAGGACUCUGCUUCUACCCAGAAAGCUGAGAAGGAGGUGACACGUAUGUGCGUCCUGAUGGUCUUUGGGUUCCUGGUAGCCUGGACACCAUAUGCCACUUUCACCGGCUGGAUCUUCAUGAAUAAGGGAGCUGCAUUCACUGCCCUGACAGCUGCUAUCCCUGCCUUCUUUGCCAAGAGCUCUGCUUUGUACAACCCCGUCAUCUAUGUGCUGAUGAACAAACAGUUUCGUAACUGCAUGCUGACCACUAUUGGAAUGGGCGGCAUGGUGGAGGAUGAGACCUCAGUAUCAACCAGCAAGACAGAAGUGUCCUCUGUCUCUUAAAUAUGGAGACAUUUUCUUAUAUGUGGACAUUUUCACUGUGGAUACAUGGAAAUUUAUCUUCUCAGGAACAUAAGGAGCUCAACUAAUUUGAUACUUUUAAAGAAUGUGUGAUGCAGCAAUAUUAACAAAGAAGCUUUUUGGGGUUUUUUUCUACAUCGGCUGGAUCUCAUAUUGCGACAGUCAUCAUCUAUUUUUGCCAUGUUCUUAAUCAGUCAUUGAGAAAUGUAAACAUUGUAUAUAAAAAUGUAGGCUUAGAUAAAUAAAUGCAUGCAUGAAAA
Sphaeramia orbicularis (orbiculate cardinalfish) is the source of this 1435-nucleotide messenger RNA. Its product is annotated as green-sensitive opsin-like. The transcript is spliced from 5 exons. Gene Ontology annotation, cellular component: membrane. The record is from RefSeq and is a predicted model, not a curated record. Bases 99 to 1157 code for a protein of 352 amino acids. Gene Ontology annotation, biological process: visual perception; phototransduction; G protein-coupled receptor signaling pathway. Lineage: Eukaryota; Metazoa; Chordata; Actinopteri; Kurtiformes; Apogonidae. Gene Ontology annotation, molecular function: G protein-coupled receptor activity.